Penicillium alfredii is the source of this 468-nucleotide messenger RNA. RefSeq names its product rhodanese-like domain-containing protein. NCBI's taxonomy places the organism in Eukaryota, Fungi, Ascomycota, Eurotiomycetes, Eurotiales, Aspergillaceae. The record is from RefSeq and is a predicted model, not a curated record. Gene Ontology annotation, cellular component: nucleus; cytoplasm. Gene Ontology annotation, molecular function: protein tyrosine phosphatase activity. The coding region runs from base 1 to 468 and encodes 155 amino acids. The transcript is spliced from 3 exons.
AUGGCGGACCUAAAUACUUCAACACCAGCAGAGGCCCCCUGGUAUGCAGCUUAUCCGCCUCCGCGAACCACUGCCGCAUCGCUGUCCCGGGAAAAACUGUUGCAAUGGUUGCAGAGCAAGAAGCAGCCCGGCCGAGAUUUCAUUCUAGUCGAUCUACGCCGAACAGACUUUGAGGGCGGGACCAUCCAAGGAUCCCUGAAUCUCCCGGCACAGAGUCUGUACGUGAUUCUGCCGACCUUCUACGCUCUGGCCUCCAAAGCUCAGGUGAAGGACGUUGUGUGGUACUGCGGCUCCUCUCAGGGGCGGGGAACACGUGCAGCUGGCUGGUUUGCAGAUUACCUAGAAGAUCGAGGCGAUUUCUCUAUUAGAAGUUGGUUCCUGGAUGGGGGUGUCAAGGGAUGGGCCGCUGCUGGUGAGGAAUACACAGAGCAUAUGGAUGGAUAUGAUGCUUCAGUCUGGGCAAAAUAG